Molecule: messenger RNA, 963 nt
Organism: Drosophila willistoni
Lineage: Eukaryota; Metazoa; Arthropoda; Insecta; Diptera; Drosophilidae
Exons: 1
Coding region: 1-963 (320 amino acids)
Source: RefSeq, a predicted model, not a curated record
AUGAGUGAACCGCGCGAGGACCAGACAACAAACAACAAUACACCGAAUCCUUUUGCUGAGAUUGUGGAGAUGGCAAAUGCAACAGAGAUGUCCACAAAGGAAGCCUAUUUUGCCAGUCUGCGGGAGUGGGCCAAGCAAGCAUAUAUUGCCCAAACCGCAAUGCCCAUCUGGUGUUGUCCUGCUUGCAACUGGCCGUCGACUGUGCAUGCAGGGACUGUGGAUGCAGGGACUGUGGAUGCCGGGACUUCAACUCCACAAUCAGAUUCGCAUCCAGAUGGAUCAUUCCCAAUUGCAAUGCUGUUAAAUGCCGAUCAGUUGGUGCAGUCUCCGGGUGGCUAUCACUAUUCAGUGGCUCCAAUGGCAAAACGUUUCUUGGCCGAAUUUAUAGAUAUAAUGAUCACACUUUUCAUCAAAGUCUUCGUGAUGAUAAUGUUGCUGAAUUUCGUUGAAAUGGAAUUCGGCAGGGAGGAGAUGCAAAUGGCUCUGGAAGAGGAAUUUGCCUUUGGCUUUACAAGAACUUCCUCAGAUCUAUGGAUCAUUAAUUUGAUAGUCGCAAUACUAGCAUGGGUAUUUGAGGCUGUCUGCGGUUCAGCCACACCGGGCAAUCGUAUUAUGCAGCUCCGUAUCCUUAAAGUGAAGACUGUAAUGUAUCUUCGAGAUGGCUACGAGCCGGACUACCAGGAUUUUGUCAACUUUCAAAACGAUGAACCAUUGCAUGUGCUGAUAUAUCCGAUCGAGACGCCUAGUGUACUGCGUAUGUUUUUGCGUGCUGUGUUAAAGCACAUAAUAGUUCGGGCAUUUUUUGACAGAGUGCUAUUGGUCAUCUUGUUACCCUUGUCGGUUGUGGUAAUGUUCUAUAAUUACAAUCGCUCCAUUCACGAUGUUCUGACGUCAACAAUUGUGGUGGAGAAGAAGCCGAACCAUCCCUAUCGUUUUCAGGUCCCAAUGCGGCAGCGCCAGUAG